Messenger RNA from Brassica rapa (field mustard), 1305 nucleotides. RefSeq names its product auxin-responsive protein IAA9. Gene Ontology annotation, biological process: regulation of DNA-templated transcription. The record is from RefSeq and is a predicted model, not a curated record. Gene Ontology annotation, cellular component: nucleus. NCBI's taxonomy places the organism in Eukaryota, Viridiplantae, Streptophyta, Magnoliopsida, Brassicales, Brassicaceae.
AUCCAUCAACGUCCCUCCACUUAUUUACAACCCUGCCACUUUCAUAAUUUUUUAAUCACUCUGCAGCAGCAACGAGUUUUCUGGGUGGAUGAUGAUAAUUAAGCUUUUUUUUUUGUAAAUGCUUUAAUGGAAGGACCUUGACUCCACACCUCUCUCUCUCUUUUCGAGGAAACCUUUUAAAGAAAUGUUACUGGAGAAAGAGCUGCAGAGUUCAUCACCAGCUAGCGUCUCGGGAGCAUAACUACCUGGGCCUCUCUGACUGUUCCUCUUCCUCUGUUGGAAGCUCGACUCUCUCUGGCCUUGAUGACAAAGCUGCUAUUAGCCUGAAAGCUACGGAGCUGACGCUUGGCCUUCCUGCCAGAGAGACCGAUGAGAAGCCUUUCUUUCCUUUGGUUCCUUCCAAAGAUGAGGUUUCCUUGAAGAAAAGAGGCUUCUCUGAUGCAAUGGAUAAGUCUAAAAGUUCGGUUUAUACUGAGAAAAACUGGAUGUUUCCUGAAGGGGUAGCAGCUAACCAAUGUGUAAUGAAGAAGGAGGCGACGCAGAACAUGCCCAAGGGACAGAUUGUUGGUUGGCCUCCAGUGAGAUCCUACAGGAAGAAUACGUUGGCCACCACUUGUAAGAACAGUGAUGAAGUUGAUGGGAAGCCAGGUUCCGCGGCGGCCCUCUUCGUGAAGGUCAGCAUGGAUGGUGCUCCUUAUCUGAGGAAAGUUGACCUGAGGAGCUACACUAACUACAUGGAGCUUUCUUUAGCCUUGGAGAAGAUGUUCACCACUUUCACUCUUGGUCAAUGUGGAGCUAACGGAGCUGCAGGGAAGGAUAAGCUCUGUGAGACCAAACUCAAGGAUCUUCUGAAUGGAAAAGACUAUGUGCUCACGUAUGAGGACAAGGAUGGAGACUGGAUGCUUGUUGGAGAUGUUCCAUGGGAGAUGUUUAUUGAUGUCUGCAAGAAGCUGAAGAUAAUGAAAGGCUCUGAUGCCAUUGGUUUAGCUCCGAGAGCAAUGGAGAAAUCGAAGAUGAGAGCUUGAAAAUUAGAAGCUUUCAAGUUAUACAGAUUAUGUGCGGUUGAAAUAUCUCUUUUGGUGGUGUUUUAAAAAAUUUCAAAACAUCUUUAGCUUCUGAUUUUUUUUUCUAUUAUAAAAACUACGUUUGUAAGAAAUGAAGAAGAAUUGACUACGCUUUAGCCGAAACAGUAAAGUGGUCGCUGUUUCUACUUUCUAGAGUCUGGUCUAUGUUUGGUUUGAUUUGAUUUCGAUGUGUGGUUUGACUUUUCUAUUUUGGGAUAUUAAUGUAAUGUUAUUCUGCCUC